AUGGCUGCUCAACCUACCACAAUCCCUCUCCUUACCCCUUACAAAUUGGGAAAAUUCAAUCUUUCUCAUAGAGUUGUUUUAGCGCCAUUGACUAGACAGAGAUCAUACCACAAUGUUCCUCAACCACAUGCCAUCUUAUAUUACUCUCAGAGAACAUCCAAUGGGGGUCUUCUCAUAGCUGAAGCCACAGGAGUUUCUGACACAGCUCAAGGGUAA
Molecule: messenger RNA, 216 nt
Organism: Prunus armeniaca (apricot)
Lineage: Eukaryota; Viridiplantae; Streptophyta; Magnoliopsida; Rosales; Rosaceae
Source: the annotation of a GenBank genome assembly